This is a messenger RNA of Entrophospora sp. SA101, 477 nucleotides long. The record is from the annotation of a GenBank genome assembly. Lineage: Eukaryota; Fungi; Glomeromycota; Glomeromycetes; Entrophosporales; Entrophosporaceae.
AUGGCAAGUACACAUAUAUUGGUUAAUAGAGGGUACAGAAGGGCAUUAUCAAGGAUUGGAGACUGCAUAUUUGGAAUAAUGACAGAUACAAAUUCAAGUAUUGGAAAUUUGGUUCCUAAAGAAAGUGAUGAUAAAUCUGCAAGAAAAGUUGGAGAUGAUGUGAAGACUCUGUUAGGCCCGUUUAUACAUGCUGCAUCAACAGAUAUAUACAGUGAUAAAACAAAGUUACCCCAAGAAGUUGAUACAACAGGUGACAUUAAUGGGACUAUAUCUUUGGUUAGGAAUAAGCUGACUGGGUCAAUUUUGCCCUUGCAAAAUUACCUUAUGGCAACUAUAAUUUAUGUUAAUGAAAAUAGAACACAAGUGUUAAUUUAUUAUCCAUCAGAACCCAUUUUAGCUGAAGCAGUACUGGUGACUUUGCAAAAUGAUUAUUAUCGAAAAGCUACAAUAACAGUAUUGAAUAAUACAAUUCUAUAG